GAGAGGCUCAUAGUCGAACUGCAUUGUGGGAUAGAACACCGGGUCGGUUUCUCUCAAAAAUAAUUGCAAAGAUGAUGCCCACACCGGUUAUCCUGCUGAAGGAGGGGACAGAUACGUCUCAGGGCGUCCCUCAGUUGAUCAGCAACAUCAAUGCCUGCCAGGUCAUCGCCGAGGCCGUCCGCACCACACUGGGACCUCGCGGCAUGGACAAACUCAUGGUGGACGGCAGAGGUAAAGCCACCAUCUCCAACGACGGGGCGACCAUCCUGAAGCUGCUGGAUGUGGUUCACCCUGCUGCCAAGACCCUGGUUGACAUCGCACGCUCCCAGGAUGCCGAGGUGGGUGACGGUACCACGUCUGUGACCCUGUUGGCAGCAGAGUUCCUGAAGCAGUUGAAGCCGUACGUGGAGGAGGGUCUACACCCCCAGACCAUCAUCAGAGCCUUCCGCAGCGCUACGCACCUGGCCGUCAAGAAGAUCAGAGAGAUCUCCGUCACCGUCAAGAAGGACGACAAGAAAGAACAGAGGGAGCUCUUGGUGAAGUGUGCCGCCACAGCCAUGAACUCCAAGCUGAUCGCAGGUCAGAAAGAGUUCUUCAGUGAGAUGGUGGUGGAGGCCGUCAUGAUGCUGGAUGACCUGCUGCCCCUCAAGAUGAUCGGUAUCAAGAAGGUGCAGGGGGGAGCUCUGGAGGAGUCUCACCUGGUAGCUGGCGUGGCCUUCAAGAAGACGUUCUCCUACGCUGGGUUCGAGAUGCAGCCUAAACGCUACGACCAGCCCAAGAUCGCUCUACUCAAUGUGGAGCUGGAACUGAAGGCCGAGAAAGACAACGCAGAGGUCCGCGUCAAGUCUGUCGAGGACUACCAGGCCAUCGUAGACGCAGAGUGGAACAUCCUGUAUGACAAGCUGGAGAAGAUCUACAAGUCUGGAGCCAAGGUGGUCCUGUCUAAGCUGCCCAUUGGUGACGUGGCCACACAGUACUUUGCUGACCGGGAUCUGUUCUGCGCCGGACGUGUUCAGGAGGAGGAUCUCAAGAGGACCAUGAUGGCCUGCGGGGGCUCUAUCCAGACCAGUGUUGGCUCCAUGACAGACGACGUCCUGGGGCGCUGUGAACUCUUUGAGGAGGUGCAGGUCGGAGGAGAGCGGUAUAACUUCUUCAAGGGUUGUCCUCGCUCCCAUACGUGCACCAUCAUCCUGAGGGGCGGAGCCGAGCAGUUCAUGGAGGAGACGGAACGCUCUCUGCAUGACGCCAUCAUGAUCGUACGCAGAGCCAUCAAGAAUGACUCCAUCGUGGCUGGCGGAGGUGCGAUAGAGAUGGAACUCUCAAAGUAUCUUCGUGAUUAUUCCAGAACCAUUCCCGGGAAGCAGCAGCUGCUGAUUGGAGCGUACGCUAAGGCUCUAGAGAUUAUCCCCAGACAGUUGUGUGACAACGCAGGGUUCGACGCCACCAACAUACUGAACAAGCUGCGCGCCAAGCACGCACAGGGUGGUAUGUGGUACGGUGUAGACGUAAACAACGAGGAUAUAGCUGAUAACUACCUGGCGUGUGUGUGGGAACCCUCCAUCGUUCGUAUCAACGCCCUGACCGCCGCCAGCGAGGCCGCAUGCCUUAUCCUCUCCGUGGACGAGACCAUCAAGAACCCCCGCAGUAGCGUAGAAGGGCCUCCAGGCGGCGGGAGAGGCCGGGGACGCGGGAGACCCCACGCUCACUAGGGGGGGGAGCCUACCUCUCUAACCUCCAGAGCCAUAGACAGACGUUCAGGCAAACUAGGGUGAAAUAGGAAAGGAUCAUCCAUUUUUGUCACAAUGUUCCAAUGGCAACAGCAGUCUAGAUUCUGUUCAUUAAUUAGAAUGUGAAAGUCUUUUUGAAUGUUUGGAACCAACAUGGCGGUUCUAUGAGAAUUGUAGAAUCUUUCUAAUGGAGUUUACUGAGCUACGUAUGUCUAUGGCUCUGGUCCGGUCUCACUUCAGUCCUCUCCAACACAUCUUACAGGAGGGGUGCAACAGCAACGGUAGUCGUGGUAAUCUGGGCUCUGGCUAGGAUGAUGCUAGAAUUUGGUCCAAUUUCCCUUUUCUCUCCCUCAGCCUCUCCUUGUAACUGAUUUGCAUCCAUGUUGUCCAGUCACCUCAAUGCGUUAGUUGGCAAAAGCAGUUCAUCGGUUAUAUGUGUGUGUGUGUGUGUGUGUGAAUGUAACAGUCUGUCUUACAAACUACUAAACCACAACUGCUAUUCCCUUUGUCUCACAUCGCUUCACAUUGAGAUGGCUGGAGACUUGAGAGCCUCCUCGCCCCAAUACCAUUUUUUGCAUACGUUUCCAACCCCCAUCCAACCCAUUGUCUAGGACAGAGUCAAGGGUGCUGUCUUUUGUAAUGCUUGUAACUGUCACACGCACUGAGUUAGUCAUGAUGUUGACAAUGUUUUUGUUGCUUUGCCAGUGGAACUAUUUAUUAUUGGACCAUUAAAAUCAAUACUUUUACAGCUCAA
Molecule: messenger RNA, 2481 nt
Organism: Coregonus clupeaformis (lake whitefish)
Lineage: Eukaryota; Metazoa; Chordata; Actinopteri; Salmoniformes; Salmonidae
Product: T-complex protein 1 subunit eta
Exons: 13
Coding region: 72-1709 (545 amino acids)
Biological process (GO): protein folding
Cellular component (GO): chaperonin-containing T-complex
Molecular function (GO): ATP-dependent protein folding chaperone; ATP binding; ATP hydrolysis activity
Source: RefSeq, a predicted model, not a curated record